AUGGAUAAAAAUGAGCUGGUGCAGAAAGCCAAAUUGGCUGAGCAGGCUGAGAGAUAUGAUGACAUGGCAUCCUGCAUGAAGUCUGUAACUGAGCAAGGAGCUGAAUUAUCCAAUAAGGAGAGGAAUCUUCUCUCUGUUGCUUACAAAAAUGUCAUAGGGGCCCGAAGGUCAUCUUGGAGGGUUGUUUCAAGUAUUGAGCAAAAGAUGGAAGGUGCUGAGAAAAAACAGCAGAUGGCCCGUGAGUACAGAGAGAAAAUUGAGACCGAACUAAGAGAUAUCUGCAAUGAUGUGCUGUCUCUAUUGGAAAAGUUCUUAAUUCCUAAUGCUUCACAAGCAGAAAGCAAAGUUUUCUAUUUGAAAAUGAAAGAAGACUACUACUGUUACUUGGCUGAGGUUGCUGCUGGUGAUGACAAGAAAGGUAUAGUGGAUCAGUCACAACAAGCAUAUCAAGAAGCAUUUGAAAUCAGCAAAAAGGAGAUGCAACCAACGCAUACUAUAAGAUUGGGUCUGGCCUUGAACUUCUCUGUGUUCUAUUAUGAGAUCCUGAACUCUCCAGAGAAAGCUUGCUCCCUUGCAAAGACAGCUUUUGAUGAAGCCAUUGCUGAACUUGAUACAUUAAGUGAAGAAUCAUACAAAGACAGCACACUAAUAAUGCAAUUACUGAGAGACAACUUGACAUUGUGGACAUCGGACACCCAAGGAGAUGAAGCUGAAGCAGGAGAAGGAGGGGAGAAUUAACCAGCCUUCCAACUUUUGUCUGCCUCAUUCUAAAAUUUACACAGUAGACCAUUUGUCAUCCAUGCUGUCCCA
Molecule: messenger RNA, 810 nt
Organism: Gracilinanus agilis (Agile Gracile Mouse Opossum)
Lineage: Eukaryota; Metazoa; Chordata; Mammalia; Didelphimorphia; Didelphidae
Product: 14-3-3 protein zeta/delta-like
Exons: 1
Coding region: 1-738 (245 amino acids)
Biological process (GO): signal transduction
Cellular component (GO): cytoplasm
Source: RefSeq, a predicted model, not a curated record